AUGGAUGCUUUGGAAGAAUUGAAGAAUGAUAUGAAUAUUUUGAUUUUAUUUUCACAGUCUUCUACUACAAUUUUACUGCACUCGUUUUCUGCUUCUUCACACCUAUUUGUGUCGUUAGUUUUAUUCAUUUCCUGGGCUUGCAAGAAAUGCAUGAUGACUACCCUUGAAAAUUCAAAACCAAUGUUGAAGAAUGCAUAUUCUAUGUACUAUUGGCCAACUCUUAUAUCUUGCAUAGGUCUAUCAGUCUGUGAUCUUCUCAUAUUUGUGUUAAACUACUUCUUUGGUUACAGACAUGGUUGUCAUGAUAUAAAGAUUUUCGUCCUGUUGGAUUUUGGAUUUAGAACACUUACUUGGUUUGUGAUCUCCGGUUACUUGCACAUCCAAUUCUCUCAUUCAAGUGAACAAAGGUUACCCAUUUUAUUAAGGAUUUGGUGGAUAUUCUACUUCCUAAUGUCUUGUUCCUAUCUUGUUAUACAUAUUGGUUUGUAUUGCAAACAUUCGUCCAUUCCUUUCCUGCUAUGGGUCUCCGAUGGCAUAUCUGUUAUUGUUGGUUUGUUCUUUUGUUACUUGGUGUUGUUUGGCAAAGGGGCAGAAGAAGAACAUGUUCAUCUAUUGGAGCCUCUUUUAAAAAGUAGUUCCAAUCAAAGCAAUACUGACAAUGGACAAGAAUCAAGAGUCGGUGGAGACAAUAUAACUCCUUAUGCAAAUGCCGAUUUUCUUAGUAUUUUUACUUUUUCUUGGUUAGGCCCUUUACUUGCACUCGGGAAUAAGAAAACAUUGGACCUUGAAGAUGUUCCUCAACUUGACAAUAGUGACAGUGCCAAUAUGGUGUUUUCUAUUUUUAGAACUAAUCUUGAAUAUGAUAAUAAUGGCAGUGGUAAUGGAAGUAAAGUAAGCACACUCAAGCUAGGGAAGGCAUUGAUUCUCUCAACAUGGAAAGAAGUUUUGUGGACGGCUUUAUUCACUAUUAUAUGCACAUUGGCUUCUUAUGUUGGACCAUCCCUUAUUGUUGCCUUUGUUCAGUAUCUCAACAGUAAUCGCCAAACAAAAUAUAAAGGCUAUGUGAUAGUGUUUAUUUUUUUCCUUUCAAAGCUUAUAAGGUGCAUCUUUGAGAGGCACUUAUUCUUUCAAUUGCGAAAGAUGUCAAUUAGAGUACGUGUUGCUUUGUUUGCAAUAAUCUACAAGAAAGGUCUUAGGCUUUCAAGCCAAUCAAAGCAAGGCCACACUAGUGGGGAGAACAUUAAUUUAAUGAGUGUUGAUGUUGAGAGGACUGGCCUUUUCUGUUGGUACUUGCACAAUAUAUGGAGGGUGCCGGUUCAGGUUGUUCUAGCAUUAAUGAUCUUGUAUAACAGAAUUGGGAUUGCUUCACUUGUAGCUUUCGUUUCCACAAUGAUUUUGCUGAUAGCAAAUGUACCACUAGGAAAACUACAGGAGAAAUUCCAAAGAGAAUUGAUGGAUUCAAAGGAUCGACGGAUGAAGGUGACAUCUGAGGCUCUAAGAAAUAUGCGGAUUCUCAAGCUCCAAGGUUGGGAUAUGAAAUUCUUGGCUCAGAUAAUUGAGCUCAGGAACUUUGAAACAAGAAGAUUAAAGAAGCUACUUUAUUCAUCAGCUAUGAUUUCUUUUGUCUACUUGUCUGCUCCCAUGUUUGUAUCCACGGUUACUUUUGGGUUUUGUGUGCUAAUAGGAAUUCCCUUAGAGUCGGGAAAGAUUCUAUCUGCACUUGCUAUAUUUGAGAUUUUGCAAGAUACCAUUUAUAAUCUCCCAAACCUAAUCUCUACAGUAGUUCAAACUAAAGUUUCCCUCAAUAGAAUAGUAUCAUUCCUUUGUCUUGAUGAUCUUCAUUCAAAUAUAGUACAGACGCUUCCAAGAGAUAGUGACAAUGUUGCAAUUGAAAUUGUAAAGGGAAAUUUCUCUUGGGACUUUCAUACCCCUAACCUCACAUUAAAAGAUAUCAAUUUACAAGUGUAUCAUGGUAUGAAAGUGGCUAUUUGUGGUUCUGUUGGGUCAGGCAAGUCAACCCUACUUUCAUGCAUAUUGGGAGAAGUGCCAAAGUUGUCUGGAACAAUUAAGUUGAAUGGAACAAAGGCCUAUGUUGCACAAUCACCUUGGAUACAAAGUGGCAAAAUAGUAGAUAAUAUAUUGUUUGGCAAGCAGAUGGACAAGGAAAAGUACAAUAUGAUCCUUGAAGCAUGUUCAUUGAAGAAGGACUUAGAAUUGUUUGCCUUUGGGGACCAGACUAUCAUAGGGGAGAGGGGGAUCAACUUGAGUGGUGGGCAGAAGCAAAGAAUCCAGAUUGCACGUGCUUUGUACCAUGAUGCUGAUAUUUAUCUUCUUGAUGAUCCUUUUAGUGCUGUGGAUGCUCAUACAGGAACUCAUCUAUUUAAGGAGUGCCUACUAGGAAUAUUGAGUUCAAAAACAAUAAUAUAUGUUACCCACCAAGUAGAGUUUCUACCUUCUGCUGAUCUUAUUUUGGUUAUGAGAGAUGGAAUGAUUGCUCAAGUAGGAAAAUAUGAAGAAAUUCAUAGUUUAGGAACUGACUUUAUGAAAUUGGUGGGUUCACAUAAGAAAGCUUUAGCAGUCCUUAACUCUGUCGAACAUGAGGCUAAUUUGGAUAAUUUCAUUGCUAGUAAAGAAGAUGAUAAUAUUCUUUGUAGGAAGAAACCUAAUGAAGAUGUUGAGGACAGGGAACCCAAAAACUACAAAACAGAGAAAUCGGUUCAAUCAGAAGGGCAGCUUGUCCAAGAAGAAAAGAGAGAAAAGGGUGGAGUGGGUCUUUCAGUCUAUUGGAAGUACGUUACUGCUGCAUAUAAAGGGGCUUUUGUUCCGUUGAUAUUGCUAGCACAAAUUCUUUUCCAACUUCUCCUAAUAGCCAGUAGUUAUUGGAUGGUGUUGUCUACUCCCGAUUUAGAGGAUGUGAGAUCACAUGUUAAAGGAUCCACCCUUAUUUUUGUUUAUGUUGUUUUGACUCUUGGAAGCUCUUUUUGUGUACUUAUAAGGUCCAUACUCAUUGUAACUUCUGGAUAUAAGACGGCCACUCUAUUUUUCAACAAAAUGCAUUUGUGCAUUUUUCGUGCUCCCAUGUCUUUUUUUGAUUCUACUCCGAGUGGAAGGAUUCUAAAUCGGGCAUCUAUAGAUCAAAAUGCACUUGAUACCUCUAUACCACAUCAAAUUGAAGAACUUCUUAUGUCGCUCAUAGGAUUCCUGGGAACUAUUGCAGUAAUGUCACAGGUUAAGUGGCAUAUGUUAAUAGUUUUUAUUCCGAUGACUGUGACAUGCGUCUGGUACCAGAAAUACUACAUAUCUACAGCACGAGAACUGGCACGGCUAUGUGGAGUAUGCCAUGCUCCAAUUAUACAACAUUUUUCUGAAUCCAUUUUAGGUUCGACUACAAUUAGGUGCUUUGAUCAAGAAGAGAUGUUUAUGGAGACAAACCUCAAGCUGGUGGAUGUGUUUUCUCGGCCCAAAUUUUAUUUCUCUAGUGCGAUGGAGUGGUUAUGCUUCCGCAUGGAUAUAUUAGCAUCCAUCACGUAUGCCGUGUUUUUAGUUUUCUUGAUCUCAAUGCCAAAGGGAGUACUUAGUCCUGGUGUUGCGGGUUUAGCAGUUACAUUGGGACUUGGUUUCAGUAUGCAUGGGGUUAUAUGGGAUCUUACAGUUCUUGAGAAUAAAAUCAUUUCCGUUGAGAGAAUAUUGCAGUAUGCCUACAUCCCUAGUGAACCUUCUCUGUUGGAAGAUGAAAAUAAGCCAAAUCAUGAAUGGCCAUCACAAGGGAAAAUUGAUUUUGUUGAUUUGCAGGUCCGAUUUGCCCCACACCUUCCUCUUGUCUUGCGAGGUCUCACAUGCACUUUUCCUGGAGGGUUGAAGAUUGGCAUCGUUGGGAGAACAGGAAGUGGUAAAACAACUCUUGUACAAGCUCUCUUCCGUAUACUUGAACCUGUGGCUGGUCAAAUUUUGGUAGAUGAUAUUAACAUAUCUAAGAUUGGGCUUCAUAAUUUGCGAUCAAAAUUGAGUAUCAUCCCGCAAGACCCCACAAUGUUUGAGGGCACUCUACGAAGCAAUCUUGAUCCACUUGAAGAGUACACUGAUGAACAGAUAUGGGAGGCUUUAAAUAAAUGUCAGCUUGGUGAUGAAAUUAGAAAGAAGGAAGGGAAUCUUGAUUCUGCAGUGACUGAGAAUGGAGAGAAUUGGAGUAUGGGUCAAAGGCAACUAGUUUGUUUAGCGCGGGUAUUACUCAAAAAAAGCAAAGUGCUAGUACUUGAUGAAGCUACUGCUUCAGUGGAUACUACAACUGAUCAUCUAAUCCAACAAACACUUCUUCAACACUUCUCAGGGUCUACUGUCAUUACAAUCGCACAUAGAAUAACAUCAAUUCUUGAUAUUGACUUAGUCAUGUUUCUCGACAACGGCAAUAUAUUAGAAUAUGAUUCUCCAACCAAAUUGUUAGAGAUCAAGACCUCUUCAUUUGCACAACUUGUUAGGGAGUAUACUCAAAGAUUUAGUUCUUAGUAUUUGAAAGGCUAAAUAGGUAAGUUAGAGCAUUCAAAGUAAGGAGGCUGCAUUAAAGGG
Messenger RNA from Macadamia integrifolia, 4563 nucleotides. Its product is annotated as ABC transporter C family member 3-like. Gene Ontology annotation, cellular component: plant-type vacuole; vacuolar membrane. Gene Ontology annotation, molecular function: ATP binding; ABC-type transporter activity; ATP hydrolysis activity. Bases 1 to 4503 code for a protein of 1500 amino acids. The record is from RefSeq and is a predicted model, not a curated record. The transcript has 10 exons. Lineage: Eukaryota; Viridiplantae; Streptophyta; Magnoliopsida; Proteales; Proteaceae. Gene Ontology annotation, biological process: transmembrane transport.